AUGAAUAUGUGCAAGAGUUUUUUGUUUUAUUUUUUAAUAUUUCUAUUAUACGACGACAGAUACAUAAAAUGCAAUUCGACUGAGUUAACGUCAUCAGUAAAUGAUGUAUCAACAGUUGUUGCUGAUGAGCUAAAUGCAUUAGAAAAGGAAUCGAAGAACUCAUCGAAUGAUCUAGACGUUGAAAAAGCGAUCAUGGAAAGAUUUUUGAAAAAUUCCGAUGUUAUCCAAUUUAACGUUGGUGGCGAGAUUAUGUAUACGACUCGGGCUAGUUUACUGUAUGCGCCCGAUUCAACUCUAACAAACAUGCUUCUGAACAAAUCAGAGGAAAACAUCAGUAUUGACAAGGAGGGGAAUGUUUUUCUCGAUUUUAAUCCUAAAUUAUUUCGUCAUGCACUCGAACAACUACGAUUAUUUGAAGAAAAUGAAAAGGUUGUUUUCUAUCCUCCGUCGACACCAAUUCUAACUAUACAAUUCAAUGCCAUGUUGGCAAAACUCGGUCUUGAACCAGCGCCAAUCUCCGAUGAUGAUAUUUUUACUUUCAAUGUGGGCGAUGAAAUGUUCGCGACAAGACGUCGAACACUCAAUCGUGUGCCGAACUCGAAAUUAUCAAAAUUUCUGUUGGCGAAUAAGCCAUCCGAUUUAGAUCAACAUGGCAGACCAUUUCUCGAUUAUGAUCCAAAAUUAUUUCGCCACCUUCUCUCGCAACUCCAAGUAGGACAAGAGGCAAAUUUUGAAGCUCCAUCUAUAGAAUCCAAAAUAGCUUUUGAUGCUAUGUUACACAAUCUAGGUCUUCAAUCUUGA
Adineta ricciae is the source of this 801-nucleotide messenger RNA. NCBI's taxonomy places the organism in Eukaryota, Metazoa, Rotifera, Eurotatoria, Adinetida, Adinetidae. The record is from the annotation of a GenBank genome assembly.